AACAAAAAAAAUCAAAUCAAUUAAUCAUUUAUCUCUGUUGUUCAUUUCAAAGUCAGGAAUCAUACCUAACAUGUUAAUAGAUGGGAGGAACUUCUUUAGAAUUAAGUCUUUAAAUCUGCAGAUCACUAUAAUAUAGUGUAUAAAUCUCCUAUACAACAACACAAAUAAAAUCCUAAGGAAGAGAAGCCUUCCCCUCCAUGUACUUGAUCUAUUUAAUCAUAUCAUGACUGAUCUACCUCAGCGCCAUUCCUUUUGCUCUAAUUCCACAUCCAUUAAUUCCCUUGACGUCCAAAAAUCUAUUGAUCCUGAAUAUACUCAGUGACUGAUCUUCCAUAGUUAUCUGGGGUAGAGAAUUCUAAAGAUUCAUUGUUCUCUUUGGAAUACUCUAUCCCAGAGAGCUGAUUCCUUAUUUCAGUCUUACAUGGUCAGCCCAGGUUUUGAUACUGCGACUACAGUAUCACAAGAAAAUGUAUGCAUAGAACAGUAUAGAUUCUUUGGCCUAUGAUAUUGUGCUGACAUAUAUACAUAUUCCACAAUCAAUCUAACCCUUCCUUCCCAAAGAACCCAGAACCCUCAAUUUUCUUACAUCCAUGUGCCGAUCUAAGUCUCUUAAAUAUCCCUUUUGUCUCAGCCUCUACCACCACCACCGCCACCCCCCCCCCCGUGCAUUCGACACCCAUUAUCUUUGUUAAAAAAACAAAUACUACUCUGAUAUCUCCCCUAAACUUUUCUCCACUCACCAUAAACAGAUGUCCUUUGGUAUUGGCUACUGCUGCCCUGGGGGGGAAAAAAAGGUGCUGGUUGUCUACUCUAUCUAUGCAUCUCCAUUUUAUAAACCUCUUUCAAGUCACCCCUCAUCCUCCUUUACUCCAAAGAGAAAAGCCUUAACUCUCCCAACCUUUAAUGUUAAAACAUUCUCUAUUCCAGGCAGCAUCCUGUUAAAUCUUUUCUGCACCCUCUCUAAAUCUUUCUCGUCCUUCCUAUAAUGAGGACAGAAUAGGCCAAUACAAAGGGGCAUAAUUUUAUGGUGAUUAGAGGAAAGUAAGGGAGGGGGGAUGUCGAGGCAAGUUCUUUACACAGAGUGGGUGGGUGUGUGAAACAACCUGCCAAGUGUGGUGGUAGAGGGAGAUCCACAAGGGACAUUCAUGAAAUUCUUAGAUCUGCACACAGAUGAUAGAGAAAUGGAGGGUUAUGUAGGAGGGAAGGGCUAGAUUGAUCUUAGAGGUUAAAAGAUCCGCACAACAUUGUGGGCUGAAGGGCCUGUACUGUGUUGUAAUGUUCUAAUGAAGUAACUAGAACUGAACACAAUACUUCAAGUGUGGUCUAACCAGAGUUUCUGUGCCUCGCUACUUUCUGGAUGAAUCCUUACAAUAUCAUGUACCAUGUCAAACUCUGUGGGGAAAUUUUGUACGUUUCAAUCAGGUUAUUCUUUAAUUCUUCUAAACUCUAAAGUGUAUAGACCCAUUCUACUUAAUAUCUCAACUCCCAGGAUAAUUCACUAACUUUAGUAACAACGUGGUUGAAACUUCUCUGCAUUCUUUGUAUUGCAAGUAUAUCAUCAGCAGGGGAGACCAGAACUGUUCACAAUAUUUCAGGGCUCUAAUAUAAUUUCAGUAUGACACCUUUACUCUUUUACCCAAAUCCUCUUCCAAUAAAAGCCAUCAAACCAUUUGUCUUCCAUAUUUCUUCCCGUACCUGUACAUUGUGUAUCCAGAUUCCUCUGGACAUCACUUAUUGCUUUUUAAAUAAAACUUGUCUUUCUAUUUUCUCUACAAAAGUGAAUGGUCUCACAUAUUCCACAUUAUAUUCCUUCCCCUUUCUCUUAAUCUGUUUUUGGCCCUUUACAGCCUCUCUAGAUCUUUCUCACAGCCCACACUGCCAUCUAUUUUGGUAUCACCAGCAAAUUUGGUUGUAAUACUUUGGGUCCCAUCAUCCAGAUCAUUGAUGUAGAUUGUGAACAGCCGGAGCCCCAGCACUAAUCCCUGUGGCACCCACUAGUCGCUUCCUCCCAUUACAACUGUUACUAUGCUAGAACAUUAACCCCAAACAGUUCGCUCAAAUUUUGUACAAUAGCCUCUGGUGUGGUACUAUAUUGAAGGUAUUCUUACAUCCAAACACAAGAACUAGUUUACUUUGUUGUUCUGCUAGUCACAAUUCAAAAGAACCCAGAAGAUUUGUCAAAUUUGUUGAAGUUCCCUUUCAUCAACCAACAUUGACUGGCCAAUCCCAUUAUUAUUUUCUAAGUGCCCUGCUAACACUUUGUAAUAUAUAUUUUAGUAUUUUCUCUAUGACUGAUGUCUGGCUGACCGUUUUGUGGUACCAUAUUUUUAUCUCUCCCUCCUUUCUUAAACAAUGGGAUUAUACAGUAGUUGCUACCUUCCUAUCUGGGAAUUGUUCUGACAUCUAUGAAAUUUAGGAAGGAGGCAACCAGUGCUUGUGUCAUUUUCAAAACUUUAGGAUUCAAGUACCCAGUGACCUACAAUUUAUUGUCCACCAGUCCCACUGAUUUAUUUAAGUUGCUCAUUUGUUCUUAUUCUCCACUACAAAACACAGAGACAGAAAAAAAAUACUUGUUUACUAUCUAUGCCUUUUUCUUAUUCUCUGCUGUAAAUUAUCUUGUCUCAGCUAUUAAGGGACCUUCAUUAAAUUUUGCUAACGUUUUCUUUUUAGUCUAUCAAUAUAAAUUUUACAGUCUAUUUCUCACCUUUCCUUAUCAAUUUCACGGUCUCUUGCUGAAAUUGGGAAUUUUCUUUGUCCUUGGGCUCAUUACUCACUGUGGCAACAUUAUAAGAGUUUUGGUUUGAUCUCUAACUGCUUUUACUUGUUAGUCACGCCUGGACCACUUUCUAGCCUUGAAGUGAUAUACAUUUGCUGUAAAACAUGCAUUAAUUUUUUAAUGUAAUUAUUUAUUUGCUCUCAUUCCUUGGGAGUAAUUUCCCAAUUUAAUAUAGCUAACCUGUGCCUCACACCUUUGUAGUUUUUUUUACACUUCACAUCCGAGUUUCAGAUUGAAUUAAAUCACUUUCAAUCUUCAUACAAAAUUCUUCAUUAUGUUCACUUUCCCCUAAAGAUUUCCUAACUAAAAGAUCAUCUUUUACAGUAGUGGAUAUAAAAUAGUCUCUUCCCCCAUUAGUUCCGCAAUAAAAAAAACACACGUGAAUACCCUUUUAAAGUUAAGAUCCUUGCUCUCCAGUGGCUUUACUGGAGACCAUCAACAUCAAGACUAUCUGAUUUUCCUAUUACUUCCAAAAGUAUUCCAAAAUGCUUAAUUCCUUUCCUUAGUCAAUUUGCAACCACAUUUCUACAAAGGAUAUUGCAUCAAACCACAUUUAUUUCCAUUUGUGCCAUUAAUUCACUUAUCCUGUUUUGACUGCAUUCAGGUAAAGGGCUUCUAGUUUUGUCUUGUUGACAUUUUUCCCUGUUCUGAUAUGUACUCCUAUGUUUGUAUACUCUGGUUAUUUUUACCUAUUCAGGACUCUUGUUUCUGUCAUUUUUCUCUAACUUUCAAAAUCUUCUUUUGGGUGAACUUCACCACCCUACCCCUCCCAUCACCCUUUACACAAGUUAUUUGAUUCUUUAACUCUCCAUUUCCUCAUUACUGAUGCCAGUGCUCCAUGACUUGAAAUCCAUUCAUCCCACACCAAUCUUUGAAUCACUUUCAACUCUGAUCUUAUUGAUUUUUAGUAAUUUUGCACCUUGUUUAGAUUAGUAAUCUAGACAUUAUUUCCUUUCUCCCUCUGCUUUUUGAUUGGACUGCAUCUAUGGAUAGUCCUUCAGCAGAACCUCCUUUGUCCUAUCCAUAUUAUUGGGUUCCAUGUGGACCAUGACAAUUGCAUCUUUCCCUUUUCACUUCAAGUUCCCUUCCAAGCCCAAGGCAUGUUCUUAAUUCUAGCACUUUGGUAUACUGCUCAAAAUUGCACAGUAUUCUAACUGUGACCCCAAUUACCACCAUGCUGCUCUUCACACCAUUAACUUGAAUUGUCCACUGUGCCCUGGCCAGUUUGCUCAUCCACCAUAAGCUCCUUGCUCUUGUCCAACAGGAGCACAGUACGUGUGGCCUGCUUGAACAUGUGCAAAGACUGAGACUCCUCCAACACUCCCUUUGAUCCCCACACCUGCCCCACUCCUUGCUACACCUUUCUGCUCCUUUUCACUUACCAGUUCAAUGCUAAUUAUUCCAAGGAAUGUGACUGCCUUCAGGUAAAACAAACUGUUCAUGCAACUUUCCUCAACAUCUUAUUGUUCACUUCAUCAACUCUGUUCCAAAGUUCAAGUUGCAGACACUUGCUGCAGAUGUGCUCCUUGUGGAUCAGCUUGAGUUUCAAUUGGCUUGCACAUACUGUAUGUAACACAUCAGCUUCCCUGCUGUGUCUGUCUUAACGUAGUAACUUUUGCACCCAAUCCAUCAUGAAUAAUCUGGUACUGAAUUAAAGUACAUGCACCUUGAGGAAAGGCUUGCAUGGGAGUUGGAAGUCCAUUUCUAUUAGUCAUGGGAACUUAUCACCCAGGACAUGCCCUUUACUCACUGUUACCAUCAGUAGGAGGUACAGAAGCCUGAAGACACACACUCAAUGAUUCAGGAACAGCUUCUUCCUCUCUGGCAUCUGAUUUCUAAAUGGACAUUGAACCCAUGAACACUACCUCACUACUUUUUUUAAUUUCUGGUAUUUUUGCACUACUUAUUGAACUAUUUAAUAGAUAUAUUAUCUCUCACACAUGAAGCUUUUGGUUUGCUGGCCUUUAUAAAUCAGAGCAUUGAGUAUAGGAGUUGGGAUGUAAUGUUAAAAUUGUACAAGGCAUUGCUGAGGCCAAAUUUGGAGUGUUGUGUACAGUUCUGGACACCAAAUUAGAGGAAAGAUGUCAACAAAAUAGAGAGAGUACAGAGGAGAUUUACUAGAAUGUUACCUGGGUUUCAGCACCUAAGUUACAAAGAAAGGUUAAACAAGUUAGGUCUUUAUUCAUUGGAGCGUAGAAGGUUGGGGGGACUUGAUAGAGGUACUUAAAAUUAUGAGGGGGAUAGAUAGAAUUGACGUGGAUAGGCUUUUUCCAUUAAGAGUAGGGGAGAUUCAAACAAGAGGACAUGAGUUGAGAGUUAGGGGGCAAAACAUUAAGGGUAACACGAGGGGGAAUUUCUUUAUUCAGAGUGGUAGCUGUAUGGAACGAGCUUCCAGUAGAAGUGGUAGAGGCAGGUUCGGUAUUGUCAUUUAAAGUAAAAUUGGAUAGGUAUAUGGGCAGGAAAGGAGUGGAGGGUUAUGGGCUGAGUGCAGGUAGGUGGGACUAGGUGAGAGUAAGCGUUUGGGCCGAGAUGGUCUGUUUCCGUGCUGUAAUUGUUACAUGGUUAUAUAUACAUAUACACAAACUAUACGUAUCUGAAACUAUCUUCCUCUCACACAUAUACAUAUAUACCCACUUAAUGUAACUCAGGGUUUUUCUCUGUAUUUAUCAUGUAUUUCAUUGUACUACUGCUGUAAAGUUAACGAAUUUCGUGACAGAUGCUGGUGAUAUCAAAUCUGAUUCCGAAAGAAUGUGCUUACCAAGAAUCCCAUUUGGCUAAGACUAUUACAUUGGAAACCAGAUGACCACUGAGAUGGAUUUAUUUCCUAUACUUUGGCCUUAGUGGGCAAGAUUUGAGUAUGUGGCUCCUUUCAUAAAUAAAUCAGCGGUCUGCAACAUGUGUUUGAACAAUUGUUUGUUUUGUUUUAUAUAGUAGUGCUUAAAAGAUUGCCACAUCACACGAUGGCUGAUCUCCUAACUGCCUUGAUCUGUGCAUCUGAGAAAUCUGCAAAUAUAGCUCGGGCUUGCAAACGAGAAGACGCGCUGUUCCAGCUUCUGAUCGAAGAGAAGAAAGGGCCAGAGAAAAACAAGAAGUUUGUGCAAGACUUCAAGACUCUGGCAGAUGUCAUCAUUCAGCAAGUGAUUAAGCAUGACAUUGGAAAAAAGUUUCCAGAGCUUGCAUCUCACAUCGCUGGAGAAGAAUCCAAUCAUUUUGAAAAUGGCUUGGGUGAAACCAUUAUUGUGAAAGUCUGCAAAACAGAGCAAGAAACUGCAGAAUUGAUAAGUAAAGUGCUAGAUGGGAAUCUGAAAGCUGCUAACCUUCUGGCCAAGUGCAUUCAUGAAGAUGUACACAUCGAUGGUCCAGUCUUGGGAAAACUAAAUAUUGACAUUCCUAUGGAUACCAUAGGGAUAUGGGUUGAUCCUAUUGAUUCAACCAAUCAGUACAUCAAAGGGCAGCUUGAAGAGAAGUUCAACUCUGGCAUCCACCCAUAUGGCCUGAAAUCUGCUGCCGUACUUAUUGGAGUCUUCGACAGAAACUCAGGGCAGCCAAUCAUGGGAGUCAUUAAUGUCCCAUUUAAUGAAGCUGACCCCAAUUUAAGGUGGAGGGGGAAAUAUUACUGGGGCAUUUCCUACAAUGAUAUCAAUAUCCACUCCAUUCCAAAGCAGCUUCCUGCCGAUUACAACCAACUUUCAAUAGUCAUGAGCUCAAGUGAGAAGGAUGGCAUCAAGAAAGCAUUAACUCCUCUCUGUGGUGAAAGAAUAUACUAUGCUUCAGGGGCAGGAUACAAGAUCUUGUGUACGAUCCUUGGUUUGGCAGAUGCUUAUGUCAUCACAACAGACACUACCUUUAAAUGGGAUACCUGUGGCCCUCAUGCCAUCUUGAAAUCCUUAGGAGGGGGCAUUGUAAACCUUGCCAAAGUUCUGGUUGAAGUGAAGGAGAGGGGCCCUGGUGUUAUUCCCGAACUCCAAUACGAGAUGCCUGAUGAAGGGUCAAAAGAAACCGAUAAAUGGGCCAACAGAGGAGGCCUUGUGGCUUACAGGUCUCAACAGCACCUAGAGGCCAUUAUUAAUGCACUCUUGGUUUAAUUGUACAUACUUAGAGUACAGUUUUACUUCACACUAAAAUUAAAUGCAAAAGUUUACAAACAUGCAUUUUAUUAAAGAAUAUAAUUGCCUUAGCCCCAGCCAAUUAUUUUUCAUAAAAGUAAAAUGGAUUUAAAAGACAUUUUAGAGCAUUGAAACAAUAUACCAGAAAUCAGAUUGACAGUGUUCUUCAAAAUAGAUUAAAUAGUAACAAUAUAACAAACAAGAAUGUCUCGAGAUGCUGGAAAUCCAAGCACCAGACAAAAUGCUGGAGGAACUCAGCAGGCCAGGCAGCAUUUAUGGAAAAGUGGAUGUUUUGGGUCAAAACUGCUGAAGGGUCUAGGCCCAAAAUGUCAAUUGUACUCUUCCAUAGAUGCCCUUUAGCCUGCCGAGUUCCUCCAGCACUUUUUGUGUGCAUUACUAUGCAACAGGUCUCUUACUAUUUUAAAUCUAUUUCUGGCAAAGCAGCUAGAAAACAAAGGAAAGUUCUGAAGCGUUUAGGACAGAUGAGAAAUAUCUUUAGCCAGAGGAUGGUGAAUCUGCAAUUCAUUUACAAAGAUGGCUGUCUAAGCAUUCAUUGGGUAUAUUUAAAGUGGAGGUUGAUGGCUUCUUGAUUAGUAAGGGCAUCAAAGGUUUUGGGGAGAAGGCAAGAGAAUGGGGCUGAGAGGGAUAAUAAAUCAAUUCGCCAUGAUGGAAUGGCAGAAUAGACUCAAUGAGUUGAAUGGCCUAAUUCUGCUCUUAUGACUUAUGGUCUUAUUGCAGAUUUUACACAUUCUGCAAAAUUAUUAAUAUUCCCUUUGGCCUCUUGCAUUAUCAGAAAGAGGGCAAACCACAAAUUUUGCUCCAAGACUAACAUCCAACAAUUGUGGAAAUAAUCCUCUCUUCUAGAAAUAAUUGAUCCCCGAGGCAAGGAUCCAUCAGCCCACUGAUACUUUGCCCAAGUGGCCAUGAAGAAUGUUCAAAUGGUCAUUUAUUUGAUUAUGAUUGUACAGCAGAACUCAAUACAUCAACACAAAUACAGCAUCUGGCAGAGAAGUCCAAAAAAUAUCAAAAAUUAGUCCUUAUCAUCAAAUAUGGGUAGUACAGCUGUUUAGCUGUAUAAAGCGCUGCUUUAUUCAACAAGAUUAAUUCUGUACAAGGCAUUCCACUCCCUCAAGUUGUUGACAAUUAGUUAAAAUUAAAUCAGACAAUAACCAAAGCAAAUCUCUUAAUUUGAGCCUAAAUAACAGAAAGCAAAUCAGUAUUAUUUUUAAGUUAAACUGCCUUUUAUAUCCUUGUUACACAAAGUAAUGAAACAUGUAACUUUCUGCUAAAAUAAAGAUUUGAUGUACAAAAAAUUGCUUUCAUUGCUUUAUUUGCAGAAUGUCUUUAAUGUGUGAUCUAAAAAAAAAUGGUUCAAAUACCAUAGUUUAAGACAAAGUUUUGAAAAUAGAUAAAGUAAUUAGUAAUUAGGGCUACACCAGGUUCAAGGUUUUGUAAAGUCCAAGAUUGUAAGAUCAAGGGAAACCAGGAGAUAAGUUCCAUCGUGUGAAAGGCUUUGGAAGGGGGAAAAAAAACUAGGAACUGUUUAUGUCAACUGUGAGGAUACAGGUACAGAAUGAUUUCACUGGCUUCCUUGGAGGAACAAGAGAGGGACAGAGGUGGAUGUGUGAGGGGCAUUUUUGGCUCCCUCAUUAUCCAGUAUUCUACAGCUAAAAUUUCAAAAAGACAAGUGGGCUUUUCUAUUUCCAAAAAUAUUUUAAAUUAGUUCACUUAUUUUAACUCUGUGCAAGUUAAAUAUUUGUUAUAUGUUGUUGGGUCACACAGAGACAUUAUGAUCACCAUGUUAAUAUCAAAUACUAUGGAGGCAAAUUAGGUAAUGUUUCAAAAGUAGAACUUAAACUGGCAAAAUUAAUUUGUGCUAGGCUUUUGUAAUAAAAUGAUUAAGGGUAAAAAUAUUGAUAUUGUAAAGUUCUGCAUUAAUGAGAAUAAAAGCUUCUGAUGUUCUUCCUUAUUCUGUGUAAAUAUGCAAGUAUCAAUACAGUUGAAAUCAGAACACAGCACCAUGUUUUACUCCCGCAAUACCCAAAGCAAAAGAGACUUGCUUUACAGUCCAUGCAAGGAAUGAGUCUGCAGAUGAGUGGUUACCUUUAAAGGGUGAUUGAACUAGAUUGGCCUUGGAUUCUGAAGAAUGACCAGAAGACACUGGAGCAGAAUUAGACCAUUUGGCCCAUCAAGUCUGCUCUGCCAUUCCAUCAUGGUUGAUCCAUUUCCUUCUCAACACCAUUCUCCUACCUUCUUUACAUAACCUUUCACACUCUGACUUAUAAUUAUCAACCUAUGCCUUAAAUACCCUCAAUCACCUGGCCUCCACAGCCAUUUGUGGCAAUGAAUUCCACAGAUUCACCACCCUCUGGCUAAAGAAAUGCUUCACUUGUUCUAAUUGGACAUACCUUUAUUGAGCCUGUGCCCUCUGUUCCUAGACUCCCCAACUAUAUGAAACAUUCUCUCCACAUCCACUC
Molecule: messenger RNA, 9359 nt
Organism: Hypanus sabinus (Atlantic stingray)
Lineage: Eukaryota; Metazoa; Chordata; Chondrichthyes; Myliobatiformes; Dasyatidae
Gene: inpp1
Product: inositol polyphosphate-1-phosphatase
Exons: 5
Coding region: 5737-6861 (374 amino acids)
Biological process (GO): phosphatidylinositol phosphate biosynthetic process
Molecular function (GO): inositol-1,4-bisphosphate 1-phosphatase activity
Source: RefSeq, a predicted model, not a curated record